Drosophila bipectinata is the source of this 1976-nucleotide messenger RNA. RefSeq lists its product as uncharacterized. Gene Ontology annotation, molecular function: protein binding; DNA binding. Gene Ontology annotation, biological process: regulation of transcription by RNA polymerase II. The record is from RefSeq and is a predicted model, not a curated record. Gene Ontology annotation, cellular component: nucleus. Lineage: Eukaryota; Metazoa; Arthropoda; Insecta; Diptera; Drosophilidae.
AGGGGCAGUGCUGAAAAGCGUAGGGUGACAGUUCUUAUAGCGACGCCACAAUAGGAAAUUGCAAAAUAAAUCAAAACAAACGAAAAUGAAUCAUCUAAAGUGGAUGGGGCACUCGUCCACGAUAAUGGACAUCCAGCGCUCACUGCGGAACGAUUCCCAGAGCUGUGAAGUGGUGCUGGCCUCCAGGGAUGGAGUUCGGGUGCGCGCCCAUCUCUUCGUGCUGAGUACUUGCAGCGACCUGAUGCGGAACAUUCUAGUGGACGUGCUCCCGGGGCAGGAGGCUACCAUCAUGCUUCCUGAUAUAAGGGGCGAACUUCUCGAAAGCAUGCUUUCCUUUAUAUACAUGGGAGAGACCAGCCUGCCCUCCGCGUCGCUCUCGGAGUUUUUGGAAGCCAUCAAUCUUUUGGGAAUCAAGUCUGCCAUUAGUUUUGAGUGCAAUCCUUCGAUUUCAAAUCACUCCGCGGACGUAAGCUCAGCUAGUACGAUGGCUGUGGAGACUGCCAAAUCCAUAUCUGGUCUGCAGAUAGCCCAGGCAGAACUUCUGGAGGACGAGGAGGAGGUCCCAGCCCCCAGUACCGUUGCAGCCACUGUCAUGGCUGACCCGCCCACUCACUCUGCACGUUCGCUGGAAUACUUGGACGUAUACGACCCCCCGAAGAUCACCUACUCCAUCGAGCAUAUGGAUGGAAACACAAGUGGCAAUCAGUAUAUUCUUACGGAAAAUACGGGAACCUUUACCAUUACACAGACCGCUUCUUCUCUGAGCAAGCUAACAGACCCAACGGAAGCAGCGGCUGGUGUUGCCGAUGCGGAAAUGGCGGAAGAAGAUGUUGACGCAGAUGGGGAUGGGGACGCGGAUCAGGACCCAGACGUAGACCUUGCUGAAGACUCCGAGGAACCCGAUACCCAGAUUCUAGAAGAAGAGUAUGUGGCAACCAAUCCGCCUUUCGAGAUAGAAAACGCAGGAGACAUGGACGACGAUGAUAUGCCCGAGGAAAUUGAUGAGGAAAUUCUGGAGGUAAAACCACGUAAGUUUGGUGGAGGAAAACCACGCGGCCGCCGUUCAAUGGGUGCCAGGACGACAAGGAGGUCAUUUGGUAAGCACCACCAGCACCAGCAAGAGGAAUUCGUGAAUCUGAAGCGCGAUAUAAAGGAUGAUAUUAACGAUGCCCUGGACAUGGCAGCAGAUGCAGUGAUCCUCGAGGGAUUGAGCCUGCAGAAGGCAGCCGAUCGAUUCGACAUCUCCAAAACGGUGCUGUGGCGUCGUGUGCGCACUAAUCCAGCUUAUAUGCGAAACAAUCGGGAAAGGCCUUCACUUUCGGAGGCAUAUGAGCGCCUUAAGAACGGAGACUCUCUGAAGAGCAUCAGCCAGGACCUGCGUAUCCCCAUGUCCACUCUGCACCGGCACAAGGUACGUCUGUCGGCCCAAGGCCGUCUGCCCGAUUUCGUGGCCUGUCGCCGCAGGGACACCACGCCGAAGGACGAGCUACGCGACAAAUUGGCCAAAGCAGUACAUGCAUGCCUGAACGAGGGCAUGUCCCAGAAUCAUGCAGCGAAUCUCUUUGAAAUCCCGAAGAGCACACUUUGGCGUCACCUUCAGCGCCAGGAGGACCGGAAGGUUAAGAAGGAGCAGCAGGACGAGUACGAGGACGAUCUGUUAAACUAGAGUUUGUAGAAGCAAUCUUUAGUUUCUUUUUUAGAUUUAUUUUUAAGCAGUUUACGCGUACUUUGUCCCAUCAAAAUGCAUAUAAUACUAAUAGCAUGUUAAUGUUUAUAAUCUAAAAUAAACCAAACCUAUCAUAUACGUUAUUUUAUCAAUGAAGUAGUGUGAGAAUUCAAGCACUAGGUAGUUCCCCCGAAAUAAAUCUAAGAAGCCAUUAUUGCUAAGUAAAUGCGUGUGUGUAGGACGUCCCCUCAACGUGUUCUCCUCCAUAGUUUCCUAAUUAUGAAUUUAAAUAAAAAUAGAAAACCCUAAA